AUGAAGCGGGUUCGUUCACGUGGGGAUGAAGCUUGCGCCUCCCCGGUGAAAAAAAGAUGGAACAAAACUUCUGUACAAAAAGAACUAACUAGUGGAAAUAUGUAUUUUACUAAGAUCGAAGGACUCUCGCAUAAAUUCAACAAUUUCGCGUUCUCUUUGCGUGAGAUACUAGACACAAUAACCCCGACUAACUCGAUUCAUUUCAAUUUUAUGAUUGAUCCUCAUUGGCUUUUAAGCCAGUACCCGGAGCAGUGCCGAGACACGCCGAUAAUGUUGGUGGUCGGUGAGAAAAUGGGUACAGAUGCAUCAACCCUGACACAAUUAACCAAAUUACCCAUACCUUUCGGUACUCAUCAUACUAAGUUAUCAAUUUUUGAAUGUGAAUCUAAGCUUCAUGUGCUGAUUUCAACAGCUAAUCUCAUCGAAGGAGAUUGGGAUUUGAAAACUCAAUGCAUUUACUAUGCGAAUGGUCCUAUAAAUAAUGAAGAGGUAGAGAGCAGUGAUUUUCAGAAGGAACUCAUGAGUUACUUGGAGUUCUAUAAAAAUCCAGAGCUGGAGUAUUGGAUACAGCGUAUUCAGCAUGCAUGCUUUUCAUCUAUCAAAGAUCAUAUCAUUUAUUCUGUACCAGGUUAUCACAAAGAUGAGAAAAAGGAUAACUUAGGGUUGUUAGCCUUGCGGAAACAUCUCAGUCAAAUUCGAGUAUCUCUCGAUAAACUGGAAGGCUCGCAUUUAUUUCUUGCACAAUGCAGUUCCAUUGGUUCUUUGGGACCUUCGUUCGAUGCCUGGACAAAACCUCAACUGUUGAAGAGUAUGAGAGGUGGAAUUGAAUCAGAGGACAGUGUAGCGCCGAAGUUUUUUCUCAUUUAUCCCUCUGUAACCGAUGUGCGGAAUUCUGUCGAAGGGUACGCUGCUGGUGGUUCUCUGCCCUAUCAAAGACAAACAUCUGAAAAACAGUUAUGGUUGAAAGACUAUUUUUGUAAAUGGCGGAGUGAAACAAAUAGCCGUAGCCGAGCAAUGCCGCAUUGCAAGACAUAUGCAGAGCUUGUGAAUGGAGAACCUCGUUGGUUACUAGUCACGAGCGCCAACUUAUCAAAAGCAGCCUGGGGCGAAUUGCAACGGGGAGGUGUGCAAAUGCAAAUUCGCUCUUAUGAGUUCGGUGUUCUUAUAGCUGAUCAAGAUAGAAUACGAUUACCUUACGAUUAUCCUAUUGCCAAGUAUUCAAAGACGGAUGAGCCCUGGAUUUGUAACAUGAAUUAUACCGAGAAGGAUAGUUGUGGGACAGAUUGGAUCGUUUCCUAA
This is a messenger RNA of Auanema sp. JU1783, 1299 nucleotides long. Lineage: Eukaryota; Metazoa; Nematoda; Chromadorea; Rhabditida; Rhabditidae. The record is from the annotation of a GenBank genome assembly.